AUGUUUCAACUGCCUCGUAUUUCCCGUGUAGCCGUCAUUGGUGCUGGUCCUGGCGGUCUCGCUGCUGCUCGAGCACUACGUGAAGAGGGUGCAUUCGACACUAUUACAGUAUUUGAAAGAAAUGCGAAAGUAGGCGGUACAUGGUACGUUAAACAAAGAAAAAUAGAAAAGAAAAAUUUCAUAAUAUUUUGCCUGUAUAGGUUAUAUUCUGAAAAGCCAAACUUUCCACCACCUCUGCCAUCAGUGAAUGCAAUUGACGUCGAUCCUCCAAACCAGCCGGCACUACAGCACCCACCUGUUUCAGCCAUUUAUGACAAUCUGCACACCAAUCUUACAAAGGAUGUUAUGGCAUACCGUGACAUUCCAUUCCCCAAAAACUACCCACUGUUUCCUACGCGUACCCAAGUGCUUGACUACAUUCAAGAUACUGCAGAGCAAUACGACUUGUUAUCUAUGAUCCGCUUCAAUACGACGGUCGUUCGAGCGGAGCCGGUGGAUGAUAACGAUAGGCAAAAGAAGUGGCAAGUCAGUGUCACUGAAUGGCGUGACAAUAAAGUGACAAAUUAUACCGAGUCAUACGAUGCAGUUGUGGUCGCUUCGGGUCACUACUAUGUGCCCUAUUUACCAGAUGUUGAAGGAUUACCAGAGUUCGCCAGUAUAGCAAAAGUGAUCCAUUCUCGAGAUUAUCGUCGUCCGGAAGAUUAUGGAAGCAAGACUGUUCUAGUCGUUGGAAAUGGAUCUUCUUCUGCAGAUAUGGUUCGGGAAAUCUCCACGACAGCCACCAAGGUAUAUCACUGUGUACGAGGUGACGAUACCUCGUUUUCACGAACUGUGGCGGAAAACAUGCCUGCAAAUGCCGAACGGAUUGGAGCUCUUGGCAGGUUUUCAGCAUCAGCCGGUAUGGUUGAAUGUCAAGACGGCAAGCAGAUCCAAGGCGUUGAUACGGUCAUCUUCGCCACAGGUUACCUUUAUUCUUUCCCGUUCUUGCCAUUUGAACAAGGCAAUUUGAUUGUGGAUGGACAGAAGGUGCUUGGCUUGUACGAGUACAUGUUUUAUAUCAACAACCCUACUCUUACCUUUGUUGGCCUUCCGAUCCGUGUUGUACCUAUGCCAAUGAUGCAACUACAAAGCACAGUGAUUGCUCGUUGUUAUAGCGGACGCAUCAUGUUGCCUUCCCUGGAAACCAUGCAAGAGACCAUCAAGGACGAGACUAAUUCGCGCAAGGAAUUAGUGAUGGGUGUACAAAGCGAGUUGGGCUAUGUGGAUCGUAUUGGUGCCUGGGCUGAAGGGUAUCGAGGUGACAGUAUCGAGGACUGGAAGUCCUCUGACCCAGUCACUGGACGUUUGUCAGAAGAAUGGCGAGAGAAUAGAGUCAAUUCAUUGGAGUUGCGUAGAAAGUACUUGGGAUAUUAA
Zychaea mexicana is the source of this 1413-nucleotide messenger RNA. RefSeq lists its product as uncharacterized. The transcript has 2 exons. Lineage: Eukaryota; Fungi; Mucoromycota; Mucoromycetes; Mucorales; Lichtheimiaceae. The record is from RefSeq and is a predicted model, not a curated record. Gene Ontology annotation, molecular function: flavin adenine dinucleotide binding; NADP binding; N,N-dimethylaniline monooxygenase activity. Bases 1 to 1413 code for a protein of 470 amino acids.